Messenger RNA from Pediculus humanus corporis (human body louse), 420 nucleotides. Its product is annotated as 60S ribosomal protein L28, putative. The record is from RefSeq and is a predicted model, not a curated record. Gene Ontology annotation, biological process: translation. Lineage: Eukaryota; Metazoa; Arthropoda; Insecta; Psocodea; Pediculidae. Gene Ontology annotation, molecular function: structural constituent of ribosome. Gene Ontology annotation, cellular component: cytosolic large ribosomal subunit; ribosome. Bases 1 to 420 code for a protein of 139 amino acids. The transcript is spliced from 4 exons.
AUGUCUUCGCAUCUGAAUUGGAUGAUAAUUCGUAAUAAUAAUGCAUUUCUCGUUAAGAAAACAAAUAUAAAAAAACCUUUUAGUAAGGAACCUAAUAAUUUAACCAAUCUUAAUUCCUUCAGAUACAAUGGUAUCAUACAUAAAAAAUGUGUUGGUAUCGAAGGUGGAAAAGCCCCUGAAAAAAAAGGUUUUACUGUCAUCAUGAAAAAAGCUAAAGCACAUUAUCGACCAGCAAAAUCCUGUGUUCAAAUUGAAAUGAAAUCAGGGCCGAGAAGAUCUUUAUAUAAAUUAAGAAGAUUAUUGGUUAAAAAUCGUUACAGGAUGGACCUCACAAAGGCUGCUUUGAGGAGAGCAAGUGCAGUUUUAAGAUCUCAAAGAGCUCCAAAACCUAAGAAGACAAGAGCUAAAAAAACAGAAUAG